UAAACUUAAAAUCCCAAAGUCUCUCCCACUUUGCGAUCUGGGAGUUCAUAGUGCAAAACUACGAAACCGCUUCCUGAGCUUUCAAUCUUCUCUAUUCUCUUGUCACUCACUCGGAUUUGGAUUGCAUGUAGUCAAAACUGUAUGCAGUCAGGAGAGACGAUUAAGAUCACUGCUUUAAAUCUGGACCGACUGCAUGCAGUUUUGACUGACUGAAACUGCAUGCAGUUUUGACUGAAAUUGCAUGCAAUCCAAAUCCCACUCACUCUCUAUUCCCAUUCUAUGGAUUAUAUAUUUUGAGCUUAAGUUUUAGAGUUACUUUAAUGUUGUGAUUUAUAGGUGGGUUAUUUUGUUCAUGUAUUAUAAUUUUUAUGUGUUUAUCUGUAUUUAUAUCUAUAUGUAUCUUUUUUUUUUUGAACAAGCCAAAAUGAUAUAUAUAUAAGAAAGACUAAGUAAGGUUACAAAAGAGUCAAAAUACAAGAACCAAAAGAAAUUAUACAAAGCCUAAACAAAGCAUAGGACUAGACCACUAUAUCCAUAUGUAUCUUGUGUUUAACUAUAUUGUUCACAGGCAGUGGCGGAUAUGCCACCCGGCAUGCCCUGGCACGUGCCCGGGCUGCCCCACCCCAAAUUAUUAUUAUUAUUUUUUAUUUAAAAAAUUAAUAAAAGAAACAAGAGGAAAAGAAGUACAGUAACGCGUUUCUCCUUCUCUCUGUUUCCUUCAUUCGUUUCGCGAUCGACCACCGCACCGCAGCACCACUCUCAAAUCCGGUCUCAAAUCUCUCUAUUUCUCAUUCUCUCAGUCUCAGGCCGCUCUCCGCCGCCGCUCUCCGCCGCCGCUCUCAGCCUCUCUCUCGCAGUCGCAGCGCACACAGCCAAAAAAAUAUUGCGGUUAAAAUUGUGCACAGGCUCCAAUAUAAUCCUGGCUCCGCCACUGUUCACAGGGCCGUUUCACCUUCAUAGUUUGUAUAUGGACCUUCAUAGUUACCCGAAGCUACUGAGGCAGGAAAUAAUUCAAGUCCUUCACAAAUUUGAAAUCGCAUUUGUUGACGAGAAUGACAUUACAAACCCCAAACCUGAUGUUGUUUUGGAUCUCUACACUCGCAUUCUCAACCAUCUACUAGAUUUUCUGGAGGAAGACAAUGACCAGCUUGACCAGCUUGAGUUUGAAUCCCUAGCGCGUCUUGAGAAUCCUGAUCGUUUCGUUCAAUCAUUUCGCUUUACCAAGCUGUACAACAAGAUCAAGAAAAUGAUUAAUGCUUUAAAGUGUCCAAAGGAAUACACAUUCAACUUAGCCGAUCUUGUCAAGCCUGAUGCUGAUCGAACCGAGUUCUUCCUCAGCGCUCUUCUCAAUUUCUGUCUCGACAGGUAUGCGAGAAUGGAUGCCAUAUCACCACUUGUUGUCGAAUUGAACGAUUUGGAACAACAGAUAAUGGACAUUGAAAAAACUAAGAUAGCGGAGUUGAAAUCGGCGAUUGCUGAAUGCAAAGAAGCCAGAGAAAGGGAGAUGCCUUGUGUUCAGGAAGUGGAUGCAAAAGUGAAAGAGUUGCGUCAAACUAUUGCAAACCUGAACAACAAACAGAUGUCGUUGAGGACUACUUUAAAGAAGUUGAAGGAGAAAACUGUGGAAAUGGAUGAUAAGAUUUCUAGUGCUGAAUUUAGACUGGUACAAAAUGUUCAAGAGAAUGGAAAUCUACGUUCAAAAAUUGUCCAGUCACCUGAUAAAAUACAGAGGGCUUUAGAGGAAAAGAAGUUAGCUCGAGAGGAGGCAAGAAAUGAUGAAAGAUUAACCAUGCACACUUUCCAUGAGAAGACUUCCCUUGUUGAAGUUUUGUCCAAGACUCACAAAAACAUGUCAAAGCACUACAGGCAGAUGCAGGCUAUACAAGAACAGGUGAAUUCUGCUAAAUCUGUUGAAAAGGAUCUUAAAGCAAUAAAAGUUAAACUUGGCGAUGAAGAAGUACUGGAGAAGUCACUUGAGGCCAAAUUGGUUGAAAUGCAAAGUAAAGUUGAGCAUAUGGAAGGGUUGAAGAAGCAGUUGGAGAAAGAAUGCAGUACCGUGACCGAGGAAGGAACUAAAUAUCUAAUCAGUAAAAAAUCAGAGGUGGAAUCAAAGAGAGUUGUCAUUGAAACUAGACAGAGAAAUGUUGAGGCUCUGCUAUCAAAGGUGGAUUCUGUAAAUAGUACAAUUACCUCAGUUAAAGAAUCUGUAGCAGUUAAUGUGGACCUGAUAGAUGGUAAAUCCAGAGAGAUAGUUGAAGAGUUUCACAGGUAUUCCAAUUCGAUUGCACGUGUGGUUGAAUCUGGGCUAAAGGGACCGACCAUUGAAGGAACUGGAUCUGACAAUUUAGGUUCUAAUAGAACCCAGCUGGAGAAGGAAGUGCCACAUGAGCAACUGAUUCAUCAUCAAGACAGUGGUCCUAAACCUUCGAGAGUUUAUUCUAGACGGAAGGGUAAAAGUGUCAUUGGUACUGGAUAGUUUGUUAGAAGGUUAUGAUGUGUUCAGGAGAGAGGUAGUUGGGAGCCUAUUACGCAGCAGCCGCCAAGCCAGAACUGAGACUUUCAGGGGAACCUGUUUGUGUGCCAUAUAAGGUCGGAAGGAACCGUCACAGUGACCGCGUCCACUGUGGUAAAAGAGAAUGAAAUGUACUUAACGUUUUUCUAUAAACUAAAAUGAUACACAAUUUGUUAGUUUAUGUUAUUAGUCAAUAAAACACAAUUUAUAUUCCCUCAUUUUCACGUGUUAAUAUAACCCUUGAGAAUUGCCCCUUUCUGUAAUUUGUCUCCAUCAAAAUUAAUCAUUCAAUAAAGCUCUUAUUUUCAUUCUGUUA
This is a messenger RNA of Trifolium pratense (red clover), 2828 nucleotides long. Its product is annotated as kinetochore protein NUF2 homolog. The record is from RefSeq and is a predicted model, not a curated record. Gene Ontology annotation, cellular component: kinetochore; Ndc80 complex. Lineage: Eukaryota; Viridiplantae; Streptophyta; Magnoliopsida; Fabales; Fabaceae. Gene Ontology annotation, molecular function: protein-containing complex binding. Gene Ontology annotation, biological process: attachment of mitotic spindle microtubules to kinetochore; mitotic spindle organization; meiotic chromosome segregation. The transcript is spliced from 13 exons. Bases 968 to 2476 code for a protein of 502 amino acids.